Haliotis rubra (blacklip abalone) is the source of this 1323-nucleotide messenger RNA. Its product is annotated as ubiquitin-conjugating enzyme E2 11-like. The record is from RefSeq and is a predicted model, not a curated record. The transcript has 6 exons. The coding region runs from base 241 to 693 and encodes 150 amino acids. Lineage: Eukaryota; Metazoa; Mollusca; Gastropoda; Lepetellida; Haliotidae.
CCUGUCUGAGAAAAAGAUUAUGUAACCCUGACGCUUUGUGUUUAUGCAUUUGUUGUUAAAAUGCAUCAGAAAACUAUUUGCAAACGUCAGGCGCAUGGUCAGGUGAACUAUAGGUUACGUACGCUUCACACAUCUCCUUUCAUGCGCUGCGAUGUAGGGGAGGUAACUUGGUAAACAUUCCGUAGCACAAACUUAGACCAUGACGAAUCUGAGCUGAUUCCACAAUUCCACCUGGGAACCAUGGCAAUAAGGCGAAUAUACAGGGAAUGGCAGCACUUUGUGGAAGAUCCUAUGGAAGGGAUAUCCUACGGACCCCCCCCCCCCCUAGACGACUUUUUUUACUGGGACGCGAUCAUAGAGGGUCCGGUUGGUACACCCUAUGAAGGUGGGACUUUUAUUUUGGACGUGGUGUUCCCCAUGGAAUACCCAGUUAGACCCCCCAAGGUGAAGUUCAAGACACCUGUCUAUCACCCAAACAUCAGCAAGAAAGGCUUGCUGAACUUGGACAUUCUGAAAGAUAGUUGGUACGCGGGGCUCACUCUACCCAAAGUUUUACUGUGUGUGAGAUGCUUGUUGGUGGAUGACAUUAAUGCGGAUGAUCCUUUGGAACCAGACAUUGCCUGCCUGUACAAAACUGACCGGGCGAAAUACGAGCAGACCGUCAGAGAGUGGACGAAGAAAUAUGCCAUGUGAGCUCAGCUCCACAACUCACCAUGUCAACUCAUCUCAACAACUCACCCUGUGAACUCAUCUCCACAACUCACCAUGUCAGCUCAUCUCCACAACUCACCAUGUGAAGUCAUCUCCACUACUCACUAUGUGAACUCAUCUUCACAACUCACCAUGUGAAAUCAUCUCCUCAACUCACCAUGUGAACUCAUCUCCACAACUCACCAUGUGAAUUCAUCUCAACAACUCACCCUGUGAACUCAUCUCCACAACUCCCCAUGUCAGCUCAUCUCCACAACUCACUAUAUGAAGUCAUCUCCACAACUCACUAUGUGAACUCAUCUUCACAACUCACCAUGUGAAAUCAUCUCAACAACUCACCAUGUGAACUCAUCUCCACAACUCACUAUGUGAACUCAUUGUAACAGCAGAAGAUGUGAUCACCUCACCGAACGCAUCGUGUAAACCUCCACAACUCACCAUGUGAAUUCAUCUCCAAAACUCACCAUGUCAACCCAUCUCCAGAAUUCAUCCUUUGAACCCAUCUCCGCAGCACAUUACAGGAACUCAUCAUCACAACUCACCAUGUGAAUUCAUCUCGACAACACAUUACAGGAAUUCAUCAUCACAACUCACCAUGUGAAUUCAUCUCAA